This is a messenger RNA of Plenodomus lingam JN3, 1380 nucleotides long. RefSeq lists its product as uncharacterized. Gene Ontology annotation, cellular component: SAGA complex. NCBI's taxonomy places the organism in Eukaryota, Fungi, Ascomycota, Dothideomycetes, Pleosporales, Leptosphaeriaceae. Gene Ontology annotation, molecular function: transcription coactivator activity. The record is from RefSeq and is a predicted model, not a curated record. Gene Ontology annotation, biological process: regulation of transcription by RNA polymerase II.
AUGGCAGGCACAAUGCGGCCAAACGACAUGACCGUGUCGACCACACCUACCACUUCAUCCACGAGUACCCUGGCGACUGGCUUCGCAGGCCUCCAGACGGACGUGGUGAAGAAGGCGGCGGCCCCGCGCACGCCGCGCAUCAACGUCGAGCCCCUCUACGCUGCAGUCAAGAGCGCAAUCAGCGAUGCUGACUGGGUUGUGUACAAAAAGGCCCUGGCCUACUUUCUGCUCGGAAACUUGAACCAGGAGGAGCUGCACUUGAAGCUCUCACGCAUUCUCACUACGCCUGCACUCGAGCACGCACAUAACACCCUGCUAAGCGCUGUCUACUCCAACAUAUGGCGAGAUGCGCCCGAGGCAGGGAUUGCGAGCUGGGUGUCUAGCAGCGAUAAGCCGACGAGUGGGACGGUCAAGGGCACGGGCGACGAGAGCGAGAAGCGGCUCAAGUACGAGGUCAUGCAGUUGAGUCGGCGCGAACGAAAACGACUCAAGACGAUACCGGCUAGUGAAUCUGGGGCUGGAGUCGCAACUGAGGGAGCAGUGCCAGGGAGCAUGAGUGCAACGGGGCCUGUGCAAGACUAUGUGGAUGCUAGACGGGCUAAACAGCUCGACGUGGGACCAAGUAGUAUACAAGGCGGCGGCUUUGGGAAAACGAACUGGGAGCUUGAAAUCCGCAAACGCUACACGUCGGCCCUUUCUAUUGAAACCCACGAGUUCCCCACGGCCACUUCGAUAUCCCAUCGCCUUCUCCCCAUCUGCUACGAGUUUGGUCUCCCGCAAGGCCAUACGUCCGACUGUCCCGAAUACCUCAACAUCGCCACGGAAACAUACAUCAAAGAGGCUCUCACCGCCCUGUUAGGUAAAGUCUGCUCCAACGGCCCGGGCUACAUAAGGACAGGCGAAUUCAAGAAGAAAGUCGAGCGCGAAGAGCGCAUGGUGGAGCGUGGAGAACUGGUACGGGGUGCAGGCGGUGAAUUACCUGUUGAAGCCGAGGAGAGGCGACGGCGACGUAUGCUGUGUACCGAAGAUCUGAGGCUAGCGUUGCAGCUGGGUGAUUCGUAUCUGGGCCAGACGCCCUUCUUAGCAGGGAGUAUUUGGAACUCGCGGUGUCUGGAUACGCCGGGUGUGGAGGAUGGCUAUGACAUCUACGAGGCUAAAUCGCACGUCAAUGGUGCUGGACUACUUACCAAUGGGGUCCACGCCAAGGCGAAUGGAAGUGCAUAUGGACUUGGCGGGGAGAUGUGGACGGUAGACUUAGGAGAUGGAGAUCCUAUGCAAUUAGACGACGAGAUGGGCGUGCAAUGGCAGGGGGGUAGCGUGCAGGAUGUUGCAGAGUUGGAUGGCGCGCUUGAUGAUAUUCUGAGUCUUGGGGAUCUAUGA